ACUAUAUAUAUAUAAUAAGAGAGAAUUUUAAGUGUUAUUAUUUAUCCUGCAAUCGUUCACCGAUGUUAUUAUCAAUAAUUUAUUCGUUAUCAAAAUAGCGAAACGCAAGGUCCAAAGGUUUGAACCAAUUUUAACAUCUGCAUAUAUCACACGAAAAGUUAGGCUGAUAAUACCACUUCACAUUUAGUCGACGGCGUCACCCGACCGACACAUGGCGUCUAAAGAUUUCCCGGUGAAGUUCGCCGGUGAAACUUACGACUUAAAUAAAUUUAUUAAAGACCAUCCGGGUGGUGUUAAUACGUUGGAGAAAUACAGGGGAAGGUCCAUAGCUAGCGUUAUGAAGAUAUAUGGUCACAGUGACGGCGCGUAUCAUAUGCUGAGUGAUUUUAAAGUUGAAAGUGCUGGCGAUAGUAACUUGACUGGUAGUGUGAGUGAAAAUGGAAGGAUCAUUACAAAGCCUGAAGCCGAGUGGGAUGCUGAUGAGAUUGCUUUCUUAGAGGAGUUAGAGAGUAGGCUUGAUUGGUCAAAGCCUCUUCUGUCCCAGUUACACAAGAUAGCGCCACAUUACCAGAAAUGGGUGCACAGCCCAAUUUAUAGAAAAUGCCGGCUGUUCUCAAAUCCAUUGUUGGAGUAUAUGACGUUCACGCCAUGGUACGUCGUGCCCAUUUUCUGGAUACCGAUAAUCAUAUACUUAGGAUUAUCACAGUACUUUGACCUUGUUCAAUGUGAAGACUGUGAAGACCUUCGAUUAACAAAUCUUGAGUUUGUAUGGCAUAUAGUUUUUGGUUUCUUCUUGUGGACAUUUUUGGAAUAUUCCCUCCACAGAUGGGUGUUCCACUAUGAUCCUGGCUCAUCAGUUCGGAUGAUUCAAAUACAUUUCCUUAUUCACGGGAUGCAUCAUAAGGUCCCUUUCGAUGGAUUAAGACAAGUAUUUCCACCAAUACCUGCCUGUAUGAUUGUUAUCACACUUUUAAUCAUCGUUUGGCCCAUUUUCAAUCACCUUAUUAUUAAACUAACUGGCUCUCUUAUAGGUUACCUUAUAUACGACAUGAUACAUUACUACGUGCACCAUGGGUCCCCGAGAGAUGGUACUUAUUUCUACGCAAUGAAACGGUACCACUCCAAUCAUCACUUCCUUAAUCAUGACAAAGCUUUCGGCAUCAGCAGUAAAUUAUGGGACUACGUAUUCAAGACUAUUGUACAAGUAAAGAAGUUGAAUUUUGCUUUGCGUUGGUAACUUAUAUUAUGAUGUGGUAUUAGCGGUGGAGAUGGUGGGUUUUAUAUUUUAAGCGAUUUAGUAUAAGAGAAAUUAGUUUCUAGAGGCUCAACCCGAAAUAUCUUCGAAAAAAUUGUGUCUGGCCUUACUAAUAAACAUUGUACGGCGGUUGUGUAAACGACAAUUUGUUUUCUUUUUUCGAAUUUGAAAUCAACAAUGACUGUGUGUUCAAGAUCGAAAUACGUUAUUCCAAAUGUCAUUUUAAUUUAUAUUUUCAUCAAUAGAUGGCGAUAGAUGUAUUUUAUAUCGCGCUAUAACAACGUCUUUUUGAAAAAGUACUAAAUAAGUUUUUGUAAAUUUAUAAAAAGAGAAACCAAUUACACUAUUUGACCAGCAGUA
Molecule: messenger RNA, 1615 nt
Organism: Nymphalis io (European peacock)
Lineage: Eukaryota; Metazoa; Arthropoda; Insecta; Lepidoptera; Nymphalidae
Gene: Fa2h
Exons: 6
Coding region: 212-1237 (341 amino acids)
Biological process (GO): lipid biosynthetic process; fatty acid metabolic process
Cellular component (GO): membrane; endoplasmic reticulum
Molecular function (GO): iron ion binding; fatty acid 2-hydroxylase activity; heme binding
Source: RefSeq, a predicted model, not a curated record